Messenger RNA from Sphenostylis stenocarpa, 3276 nucleotides. The record is from the annotation of a GenBank genome assembly. Lineage: Eukaryota; Viridiplantae; Streptophyta; Magnoliopsida; Fabales; Fabaceae.
AUGAGUCCUCCAGCUGAAUCCAACAACAUGGAAGAUUGCAAGUCCGAAAAUGGCACCGACCAAGUCGUGUCUCGCUUCGUUGAGUUCUGCAAGUCCAUAAAAUCUAAUAAGCGCCCCUGCAGUGAUGUGGUGGAGUAUUGCAGCAAGCUGGCCUUUCCAUUAGGGUAUCACCUUUCACAUAUUUCUGUGCCUCCAUUUUUCUGGGCAUAUCCUGGUGGACUAUAUAGUCUGGCUGAAGCUGGAUCUGGAGCUAACUACAUUUUGCCUAAUCACCUCCCUAAUUCUGUCAUUUUUUUUAUCCUGGACAACCUCUUUGCAGACCAAAAUGGGUUAGCAUUGGAAGAGAAAAGUUGUAAAGAAGCAAUCAAUCUGUUAAGAGAAACCAAACAUAUUCUUCUGACCAAUUUUUCAUCAAUGGGGAAUGGAACGUCUGAAGAAGCCGAGCGGUAUUGGUUUGCUUUUAUUUCAUACUCUGUCAAGAAAUUGAUCCAGAAAAAUGAGGAGGUUGCAAAGGAAGAUACUGUGCACACUGGGCUUAGCUUGUGUCGCAUAUUGAGAGCAGCCAAGCUCAACAUUGCAGAUUUUUUCAAAGAACUUCCACAGUUUGUUGUUAAGGCUGGUCCAACUUUAAGUUAUCUAUAUGGAACAGAUUGGGAAAACAGGCUAGAGGCUAAGGAGAUGCAUGCCAAUGCUAUUCACUUAAAGAUUCUUAGCAAGUACUAUAAACGAGUAUUUGGAGAGUUCUUUGUGACAACUGACUCAAAUGCUGAAAAGAACUCAUCUGUUACUGUUCAUGCAUCUGAAUACCAUCGAUUUGGAUGGUUGCUCUUCUUGGCUCUUCGUGUCCAUGCUUUCAGCCGCUUCAAAGACUUAGUGACAUGCACCAAUGGUUUAAUAUCAAUCUUGGCCAUCUUAAUUAUUCAUGUUCCUACUCGGUUUCGGAAUUUCAACAUUCAUGACUCCUCACGCUUUGUUAAGAAAAAUAACAAAGGUGUGGACCUCCUUGCUUCACUUUGCAACAUAUACAACACUACUGAAGAUGAGUUGAGGAAAACAAUGGAGAAAGCCAAUAAUAUAAUAGCAGAUAUAUUGAAGAAGAAGCCCUGCUUGGCAUCUGAAUGCGAAACCGAAAACCUAGAGAAUAUCGAUAAAGAUGGUUUGACCUAUUUUAAAGACCUGAUGGAAGAAUCGUCUUUACCUUCUAGUUUAAAUUUAUUAGAAAAAGAUUAUGAUUACAUGAUUUGCAAUAAGAGUGAACUGGACGAGAGGUUAUUCAUUAAUGAGGAUGAUAGCCUAUUAGCUUCGGGAAGCUUGUCUGGAGGUUCUGUUUCAGCAGGUGGUGUAAAGAGGAAAUUUGACUCACUGGCAUCACCUGCUAAGACGAUUACAAGUCCACUCUCACCUCACCGCUCUCCCUCGUCACAUGCAAAUGGCAUCCCGGGUAGCGCAAACUCAAAGAUGGCAGCUACGCCUGUAAGCACAGCAAUGACUACAGCAAAGUGGCUUCGAACUGUCAUUUCUCCACUUGCACCAAAACCCUCACCAGAGCUGGAACGGUUUUUGACAUCAUGUGAUAGGGAUGUUACAAGUGAUGUAGUGCGCAGAGCACAGAUUAUAUUGCAGGCUACAUUUCCUAGUAGUCCACUUGGAGAACUAUGUGUAACUGGAAGCCUGCAAAGUGCAAAUCUCAUGGACAAUAUCUGGGCAGAACAACGAAGAUUGGAAGCACUGAAGUUAUACUACAGGGUAUUGGAAUCCAUGUGCAGAGCUGAAGCUCAAGUUUUUCAUGCAACUAAUUUGACCUCUCUUCUUACCAACGAGAGGUUUCAUCGGUGUAUGCUUGCAUGUUCUGCAGAAUUAGUCUUGGCAACACAUAAGACUGUAACAAUGUUAUUCCCUGCAGUACUUGAGAGGACUGGAAUUACAGCCUUCGAUCUUAGCAAGGUGAUUGAAAGUUUCAUUAGACACGAAGAAUCUCUGCCUAGAGAAUUGAGGCGACAUCUGAAUUCAUUGGAAGAACGACUUUUGGAGAGUAUGGUAUGGGAAAAGGGUUCUUCAAUGUAUAAUUCUUUGGCAGUGGCCAGACCUGCCCUUUCUGCAGAGAUAAAUCGCCUAGGAUUGUUAGCUGAACCAAUGCCAUCAUUAGAUGAAAUUGCAAUGCAUAUUAACUUCUCUUGUGGUGGGCUGCCACCAGUGCCCACCUUGCCUAAGCUUGAAAGUUCACCAAAUCAGAAUGGGGAUAUCAGAUCACCAAAGCGAAAUGUGUUGAUGGAAAGAAAUUCUUUCACUUCACCAGUGAAAGACCGGCUUCUCCCCUUCAGCAACCUUAAAUCAAAACUACCCCCACCUCCUUUGCAGUCAGCAUUUUCCAGCCCAACAAAGCCAAAUCCAGGAGGUGGAGGGGAAACAUGUGCAGAAACUGGGAUUAACAUCUUUUUCGGCAAGAUCAUUAAGUUGGGUGCAGUCAGAAUUAGUGGCAUGGUUGAAAGACUACAACUAUCUCAGCAGAUAAGGGAGAAUGUAUACUGUCUUUUCCAGCGGAUUCUAAAUCAACGGACAUCUCUCUUUUUCAACCGUCAUAUUGACCAAAUCAUCUUGUGUUGUUUUUAUGGAGUUGCAAAGAUUUCACAACUGAACCUAACUUUUAGGGAAAUUGUAUACAACUACAGAAAGCAACCUCAUUGCAAACCACAAGUUUUUCGCAGUGUAUUUGUUGAUUGGUCAUUGGCACGCCGAAAUGGGAGAACAGGACAGGAGCAUGUUGACAUCAUUACCUUUUACAAUGAAAUAUUUAUUCCCUCUGUAAAGCCACUGCUGGUUGAACUUGACCCUUCUGGAGCAACUACAAAGAGUGACCGAAUACCUGAAGUCAAUAAUAAAAAUGAUGGCCAUUUAGCUCAAUGUCCAGGAUCUCCUAAAAUAUCAUCUUUCCCUAGCCUUCCCGAUAUGUCUCCAAAAAAAGUGUCUGCCACACACAAUGUAUAUGUUUCUCCAUUACGAUCGUCCAAGAUGGAUGCUCUCAUAUCGCACAGCUCAAAAAGCUAUUAUGCAUGUGUUGGGGAGAGCACUCAUGCUUAUCAGAGCCCUUCAAAAGACCUGACUGCCAUCAAUAACCGUUUGAACGGCAACAGGAAGGUGAGAGGAACUCUGAAUUUUGAUGACGUUGAUGUGGGCUUGGUUAGUGAUUCCAUGGUUGCAAACAGCCUCUAUCUGCAGAAUGGAAGUUGUGCAUCAUCAUCAGGUGCACCAGUGAAAUCAGAGCAACCUGACUCUUAA